UGGCCUCGGGGCACCACUCCCCUCCUUGCCGUUUUCCCUCCUCCUGGCUUCUUGUGCUUUCACAGCAACUGCCCUUAAAAGUCGGGCUUCCGACAGAGCUCCUUAGUGUUUUUGCCGCCUGUAAACGAUGUCGUGGUUGUGGUAGCAGCAUGUGGAGGUCGGCGCUAACUUUGUACCUGCUGCUGGUUGCGUCCCAGCCUUUGUGGGCUCAGACGGAAGUCCCGGUUUCAGCCGUCGCCCCUCAGAACUGCAGCCUGGAAUGUAUCCGACAGACAUUCGUUAGGAAUUCAAAGAAAAAGGAAGUUGAAACUGAAUCUGACCACAAACCUUCUGCUCUGCAGGGAAGACCUGAAUGUGAAUACUGCAGAGUAACCGGAGAUGACAUUAAGAAGAAAGUGGGUCUUGUCUCCAACCAUGGCUGUAUCCCAUGGCCUUGCUUGGAGCUGCUCGGAGAUGAAGACCCAUCGAUCUGUGAGCAUUACGUCCAAGCACCGGACGAUGUGAAGGUGGAGUUCGUACACGAGUCCAACCCUAAAUCUGACACCGUCAUCGUCUCCUGGAAGCCCAGCCACUACGGAAUUGCCUUCUUGCGAGGCUUUCAAGUGUCUGUGCAGGCAUUGGGAGGGACUGCUGUUGCCUGCCAGCUGUUGCUCUUCAGCCGUAACGUCUCCCUCUCUGCUGCUCAUGCUCAAACGUUCUACAAGUCGGACCCAUUUCCCGGCCUCUCCUUGGGAUCCCAGUAUGCCGUUACUGUCAUGGCUUUGCCGGUUCCUGAGCAGUGGGACAAGUUUUACCAAAGUUUCUACUUCAACACUCGCUCAUGUGCCGAGAAGAACGGUUUGGAGCAGUGUAAGCAAGACUGGUACCCGCAGCACAUUAAGGUCCAGCAGGACGGCUCGGUUGUCAUUGUGACUUUUAACUUGGCUCCACCAAUCAUGGGGAUCAGAAGGUACUUCUGUCUUUGCCGUGGAGACGGAGAAGUGAAAUACACAGACAUAAUUCUGGAUUCCUUAGAAAACAAAACCCACCACAGUUUUCAGCUGAGUGACCUUCAUGAAGGAACCAACUACACCUGCGAUAUUGCUGCUAAGGAAGUAGACGCAGUAAGAAAGCGCUUCAAGAUUUCUUUCCAGAAAGCAGAGAUUCUUCCCUCUACUCCUCCAUCCUUGGAUGUGGUGUUAGCUGUGUGUCUGGCUGUGGUCGCUGUCUUUGGAGUCCUACUCGCUGCUCUCAUGUGUUGGAGGUCAAAGGUGUACAGGAAGAAACUCGAUGCAAACCCAGAAAUCGACACCCUGUAUGAAGAGCAAGACACCCUAAAACAACCGGUGGUGUUGCCUGGAAACAGGGCGACCCCACCGCGUCUACUGAUAUGCUACAGCGGAUAUGACGGAGCAGCUCAUGUCAAAGCCGUCAUGAAGUUGGGAGCCUUCAUACAGCAGCACAUGGCGACCCGGGUGUGUCUGGACCUUUGGGACUAUCUGAGCAUUGCCGAGGAGGGAGUUAUGGCCUGGUACUGUCGGCAGAUCCGGGAGAACGACUUUGUUCUGGUGAUCUGUUCUCCGGGACUCAGGCAGAGAUACGAUCCGGAAGUGACUCACGACAACAGCGUGGAUUUAAUGUCGAACUCCUGCAGUUGUGAAGCCAUCGUCCAACUUAUCGGCGAGGAGGUGGGACGGGCCAAGGCUCGGGGAGAAGACAUGUCUAAGUACAUGGCGGCUGUUUUCAAGUACUGCAAGGAAACGGACAUCCCCACUGAGCUGAGGCUGGCAGCUCACUACACGGUACCGCGCGACCUGCCGCUGCUCUUCUCACACCUGCACGGAGUGGCCCUGCACAGACCCGGCAGUUACCUGAAGAUAAACAACAUCACAGAGGAAAGUUACACCGGCGUCCCAACGGGAGCUGCUCUGCAGCUGGCGAUCCAGGAGGCAGGGACGGCACUGAACGGAGAGCAGCAGCAGAUGGAGGAGCUGAGCUAUGAUAGAGUGGAUGCCUGAACAUAAUCGCAGUGGGGAAAAAUGUACAUUAUCAUUUUGUAGUAAAUAGGUGUUAUAAAGGCUGGAAAUUCACACCAGAUAUCAGUAACAACUCAAGUGAGAAGUUCAAGGCAUCUCUUGUAUGGCAAAGCUAGUUGCCAUACAACUGAGGCAGCAGUGGAAGUAAUAAAUACCGCCACCUGCAGGUGUAAGUUAGAAGUCACUUAAACCCAAUGGGUUUUUUUAAACGUUUUUUUUUUUUGCUGAAAACUCACAAUUUUGCAGUAGCGUGAAAAAAAUAGAGGCGAUCUGUUGAUUUUGCAUAAAUUUCCAUAAUCACAGAAUUUCAAAAAACUGGAGGGACUGAGUAAUGUUAACUGAUGUUUGGCAAAUUUUGGAUGGUUUCUCAGCUUUCUGUGCCUUUUUGUAGUUUGUUUUCCCGUCAUUUCACUUUUUUACACAUAACUAAUUUCCUGUGCUCAUUUAUUUUGAUUUCCUGUUAUGUGGGGAUCUCUUGGGUUUUUACUGAUACAUGGAGUGAAUUUCAUAUCAAUAGCCUCAUGAGAAACAUAGUUACUGAAAACAACUCAAUAUCUUUCCCCACUAAUUAUUAUGCAUACAUUAUAUUCCAGUUGGACCUCAGAUACACACAAUUUUGCACUAUGACUUAUAACUUUAUGCAUGCAGUAACAUACAGGAACACAAUAUAAGUACUGACACCGCUAUGUAAAAACUGUGUAAUGUUUUAUAAAAUGCUGCUAUAAUUUGAAACACUUUGAAAAUAAGUGUUACCUAUGGAUCUAAAAAAAGUUUUUUUUAGAUCCCCAGGUCAGUGUUUACAGUGUUUACAUUUAUGCUUUAUUUAUCCUUGUGCUAAUCUCAAAUUGUCCAAGAAUGAAUGAAUGAAAUAAUCUAUCGUUUCCUUUCCCAUUUUGAGAACAUUUUCAGUUGAAUGGAAGGUUUAUGUGUAAAUUGUAAAUUAUUGCAUCAUCGAAAUAUUUUUGUAAAACAUAUUUUUACUACUUACUAAAUUUAUAAUAAACAAUAGUUGGAACCAA
Messenger RNA from Xiphophorus hellerii (green swordtail), 3034 nucleotides. Its product is annotated as interleukin-17 receptor D. The transcript is spliced from 12 exons. Lineage: Eukaryota; Metazoa; Chordata; Actinopteri; Cyprinodontiformes; Poeciliidae. Gene Ontology annotation, molecular function: protein binding; interleukin-17 receptor activity. The record is from RefSeq and is a predicted model, not a curated record. The coding region runs from base 150 to 1997 and encodes 615 amino acids.